AUGACGACCGCGUAUCAAUGGGAGAAUUCAGCACAGGUAGUCAAGAGUUUGACUACGACGAUGACAUGCUCCCGAUGGACGGAGGUGGAUUUAGGGGUAGAUAUUUUCAUCGAUUAUGCACGCGAUGGUCAUGGUGAAGUAAUUGCAUCAAGUGAUCGUCUGGUGCUGUCGAGAGUGUUUUCCGAUCCAAAAUGGUCUCAGAAUAGAGCUGUGACAGGAAUUGCUUUCUCAGAACAACAUCCAGAACUGGUUGCAGUGUCGUAUGACUUCAACAAAGACAUUCCCUCUGAGCCUCCUGGUGUCGUGCUUAUAUGGAAUACCAAGUUUAAAAAGGACUCUCCAGAGUACGUAUUCCACUGCCAAUCGCGGUUAGCGUCCGUUGCGUUGGCACGCUUUCAUGCGCAUCUCAUCAUGGCCGGGUGCUAUUCUGGUCAGAUCUGCAUGUGGGACAAUCGAGUCGCCAAUAAGAAAACUCCUAUUCAUAAGGUAUCCAUAAGUACGGACGGAAAAAUGUGCAGCUGGAAUGUGGAUAACCUGACUCAACCAGUUGAUGGCAAAGAGCUGCUAUCAAAUGGCGAAAAGGAAAACAGAUCCCGUGCCUAUGUAUGUCUUUUCCGGUAG
Molecule: messenger RNA, 621 nt
Organism: Ostertagia ostertagi
Lineage: Eukaryota; Metazoa; Nematoda; Chromadorea; Rhabditida; Trichostrongylidae
Source: the annotation of a GenBank genome assembly